AGCAAAUGAGAAACAUGGGAUGGCACUAAACGUAUCUCUGGCGCGGAGCGUCCAUGAGGUGAGUGAGAGAAGCGCUCGGAGAGGCAGCACGCACGAAAGGGGCAGAUGGCGCAAGGCACCCUCCGCUGGGUUUGAUAUGGGAUAUGGGAUUUACGACGGUGAAGAUUUCAAGAUUUUGUGCAUUUAUUGCAUUAGUGUCCCUGGCUGUGGCAAGAGUCUCAGCGGCAGAUGUGAAGUGUGAGAAUAUUUACAGGGACUUCUCUGACUGUGUUCUGGAGUUGGGGGAGAGCAUGGAUAACUACCAAGAGAAUGUGACUAGCGAGAUGGGAGUGGAAGCUGUGUGCAGCCACUGGGAGGCGUUCCACACGUGUGCCCUGACGGCACUGUCCGGGUGUCAGGAGGAGGUGGGCUCCAUCUGGGAGACCCUGAAAGAAGACUCCAGGAAGAUCCGCUUCCAGGGCAGCCUCUUCGACCUGUGCAGCCCCAGCUCGGCUCCCAGCCUGCGCUCGCUUCUAUCCCCUCUACCCCUGCUGCUCCUAGGCUUGCUGAUCCUGGGAAGGCCCAUCUGGCCAUCCACAUAGGUGGGGGAUGCCUCCCUCCUCCUUGCUUCCAACCCCAUGCACUCUCACAUUCCCCGGGGUGGCCGGCUGCAUCCUGAGCACAUCUGAAAACUGAAGCCAAGGAUUGGGGGGGGGGGGGGG
Salvelinus fontinalis (brook trout) is the source of this 701-nucleotide messenger RNA. RefSeq names its product neuritin-like. Gene Ontology annotation, cellular component: plasma membrane. NCBI's taxonomy places the organism in Eukaryota, Metazoa, Chordata, Actinopteri, Salmoniformes, Salmonidae. Gene Ontology annotation, biological process: nervous system development; neuron projection extension. The transcript is spliced from 4 exons. The record is from RefSeq and is a predicted model, not a curated record. Bases 144 to 581 code for a protein of 145 amino acids.